AUGGCUGAACCUCCGCCUCGGCCCCCAGGAGGCCGACGCGGAGGACCCAAGACAAUGCUCACCUGGGCCCUUUUCCUCCUGCUCAUUGCUGCUGCUCACCCUCAGUCGAUCCACCAGCCCGAGUCCAUCCAGCGUCUGGUGGCUUCCACCCAGAGUGUCCGCACCGAGCCAAGUCGACGUCCUCAAGCUGGCCGCAGCCCAGCAGAAAUCCCUCUUCUGAAGAACGACAUCACCACGGUCAAGUUCAGAAGCACCGAUGAAAACCCUCAACAAGCACCAAAACUCCGUGCCUUGGCUCCAGCCUACGAUAGCAGUAGUGCUGUUCGAGCACCUCUUGUUCAGUCUGCCGAGUCGUCCAGACUCUCAGCGCUCCCUUCAGCGCGGCUCCUGCAAGAUUGGGAGGUGGAGAAUAUUGUCCUUCUGGCCACCAUCGACGGCACCAUACACGCCCUCGACAGGAGAACUGGCGCAGAAAGAUGGUCGUUGGGAAUCCCCGACAGUCCCAUGAUCGAGACUAUUCACCACAAGUUGAACCGAAGUGACCUGGAAAGCGAUCCCUCUAUGGAAGAUGACUACAUGUUUAUCGUGGAACCGAGCAAGGACGGGAAUUUAUACAUUCAACAUCGAGACCCCAGAAUAGGCCUACAGCGAUUGGGCGUCACGGUUCGAUCCCUCGCCGAGUCCACACCUCAAUUUGUUGAAGAUCCUCCCCUCGUGACGAUAUCAUCUCAAGAAACUACUGCAUAUGUGGUAGAUGCUGCCACAGGCAAUAUCCUCCAACAGUUUGAUCGCUAUCGUGGCUUCUCAAGUGAAGAUCAAGGUCGGAGUUGUCGACGCUUGACCGGCCUGUUCGACCUAGACGAUCCUGCCUGCGAGCCACUCGGCACUCUAAAUCUCGGCCGUGUCGAGUACACCAUUCAGAUUUCCCACAAGGUCACGAAUCAAGCUCUAUGCACCAUCAAGUUUGCUGAAUGGAUACCCAACAAAGGUGACAGUGAUCUCCAAGAUCAAUAUGUUGCACCUCUCGAUAACAACCAUAUUCAGAGUCUGUAUAACGGCCGUGUCAUCGGCCUCGAUGGAGACAAAGACUCUCGCAAGUAUACAACCUUUUCUCAACGGUUGGACACGCCUGUGGCUCGAGUGUUCGAUGUCGUUCGUCCACAAGACCACAAGCAGGGCACACCAAAUCUAGUCCUACUAGCACGGCCCACCGACUCACCACUUCUUGAUUCGCCUGAGGUUUGGCGAAAUGAGCUGCAGCGAGCCGAAAGGGUUUUUGUCAAUCGUACAGAGGCUGGGAUUUGGUAUGCCAUGUCGGAGCUGUCAUACCCUGGUGUGACCAACGGUGCAGCACCUGCAAGUGCACACUGGAACUAUGACAAUCGGCCUCUGGAUUUCUCCGGUGACAUGGAAGAGCUCAUCGGUGUACAUGUUCUAUCGACUCAGGAGAAUGUCGCCCCGUUGCGGCUGACCAUAUCCGGCCCACCGCCGUCAUCCGAUUUGGUGGAGGAUGGAGAAAGAGCAGUAGCAUCCAUGGAUGCAAAGCUUCCUCCGUCUCUCCUACCUGUGAUCAGCAGUCCCUGGUUGUCUGUGUUCAAUAUCGUCGUUGCCUGUCUGAUCGUCUUCAUUGUAGGACUGCAGAUCAAGCAUCCCAUGAUGAUCAAGGUGCAAGGCUUUCUUCGCAAGGCUGGUGUUGAAAUUGCACUCGAGAAGUCUCGGGCAAAUGUCUCGGCUUCUACUGCUGAUGCACCUGUAAUCGAAGAAUUGCCAGUUGCAGAUGCUUCUCAAAGGCCUACGUCCGCAGAUGAGAUUUCAGACCUCAUGGACGAAGCUAUCGCGACACCCGCAAGAAGCAGAGCCCAGAGUGUUGCGGUUACGUUUGCGACUCCUGCCAAGACUGUGAGGCUUGCGGAAAUCAACAAUGAAGAGAGCUCUGAAGGUGAAUCAGACGAAGAGAAGAACAAACCCGACUCGAACUCGAAUGAUCCUGCUGAUUCUGGGGCGCAACCUCGUCGUAGACAUGCUAAGCGUGGGAAGCGAGGUGGAAAGAAGAACAAGAAAACGCCCAAGAAGACCAUGGACCCAGAAGCGAUGGAUGAGAAGGUUGAACUGGCUACAGAAAUUCCCACCAAGGAUGGUCUGAUACAAGUCGGCAAGCUGAAGAUCGACACUAAGGAGGAGCGUUGCUUGGGCCGUGGAAGCAACGGAACAGCUGUCUUCCCAGGCUCACUCGAUGGCCGGGAAGUUGCCGUCAAGCGUCUUAUCCGCACGUCGAACAGCCUUGCUGCCAAAGAGAUCAAACAUCUCCUCUCAAGUGACGAGAACCCCCAUGUCAUUCGCUAUUUUGGCAAGGAAGAGUCUCAGCACUUCACCUAUAUUGCACUUGAGCUUUUCACCACUUCUUUGGAUCAGUUUAUCGAACGGCCAUUACAAUACCCCAGUUUGGUGAAAUUUCCGGAAGGGUUUGACGUCAAGGACUGCCUGCGUCAAAUCACCGACGGCGUCCAACAUCUUCAUUCACUCAAGCUCGUUCACAGGGACAUCAAGCCUCAAAACGUUCUUGUCAAGGCUGUGAAGAGUCAGCGCCCUGUAACGGGUCUGCCAAAGCUACAAUUCGUCAUAUCUGACUUUGGACUGUGCAAGCCAUUGGAGGAAGGACCAGAAUCGACGUUUGCUCCGACGGCAAACCACACAGCUGCCGGAACCACGGGUUGGAGGGCCCCAGAACUACUUGUGCACUCUCGAGCUUCUGUUGCCGCACCUAACCCCAACUCGACGACUUCAAAGUCGACAAUACAUUCAAGCGACGGCGCCGUCGUUGACCUUCCCACUGGCCGUCGUGCCACCAAAGCCAUUGACAUUUUUUCGCUGGGCUGCGUCUUUUACUAUGUCAUGACCCAAGGCCACCACCCAUUCGACGUCGGCGGGACCAGUCUCGGUCGGGAUCUCAACAUCAAGGAGAACAAGUUCAGCACCGACGACCUGCGUCUGCACGAGUAUCAAUUUGAAGCCGAUGACCUGAUCAUGCAGAUGCUCAAGCACGACCCGAAGCAGCGUCCUGACACGCACGAGAUCCUCCGCCAUCCUUACUUCUGGGACGUGGCCGACAAGCUGGAGUUUCUCUGUGAUGUGUCGGACUGUUUCGAGCGUGAAAAGAACUCGAUCAACAACAUCUUUGACGAAACUGCGGUCCGCACUCCCGAAGAGAAGGAGUCGCUCGCCGAACUUGCGAGCCUCGAAGAGCUAGCUCCGAAUGUCAUCGGCCCGUCCAGGGACUUUCUCCGUGCCUUGCCCAAGAGUUUCAUCAACGAAAUGGGCAAGCAGAGGAAAUACACCGGGUCCAAGAUGAUUGACCUCUUGAGGGUCAUCCGGAACAAGAAGAACCAUUUCCACGACCUUCCGGACGAUGUCAAGGAGCAGAUGCUCGGCGGAAGCGCGAAAGGGUACUACGAGUUCUGGGCCAAGCGAUUUCCAAGUCUCUUGAUCAAUUGUCAUUGUCUGUUGUUGGAUCGCGGUCUUGUGGGGAGGUUCAAGAUGGACAGGUAUUUUGAGGACAUGUAG
This is a messenger RNA of Exophiala spinifera, 3561 nucleotides long. RefSeq lists its product as uncharacterized. The transcript has a single exon. NCBI's taxonomy places the organism in Eukaryota, Fungi, Ascomycota, Eurotiomycetes, Chaetothyriales, Herpotrichiellaceae. The record is from RefSeq and is a predicted model, not a curated record. Gene Ontology annotation, molecular function: protein serine/threonine kinase activity; RNA endonuclease activity; ATP binding. Gene Ontology annotation, cellular component: IRE1-TRAF2-ASK1 complex. Bases 1 to 3561 code for a protein of 1186 amino acids. Gene Ontology annotation, biological process: protein phosphorylation; mRNA processing; IRE1-mediated unfolded protein response.